CAGGCACGUCGCCGUGCACAGCGGUCGCCUCUGCAGCUGCUUGCUGAAGAAACAAGGUAGGUCAGAGUCUUUGAAGAUAUUCUCUUGAUAAUGGCUUCGCCUACAUCCCUGUUCAGGAGCUGCAGGAACUUGUUCUUUGCUAAAAUGGCUAUAAUCUGGUUUGCCCAUGAUUGCUGAAGAAACAUUCUUCAGACAGACUCCUACUAACAGACUAACAUCUGUUUAGAGCAUGUAUGGCUGAUACAAUGGGGAAAUGGCAGCAGCCAAAAAGUUAGCAGGAAGACUUUGGGGGCUUUGCAUCUCAGAUGCCGGUAUUUUGUGUGAUGAUGGUCUGCAACGAGACUCCUACGGACACGACGUUCGUUGUCCUGAACGCAAGUGCCCAGCUCACAGGCUCCAGUUACCCAGCCUUGCCAAUCCCACUCAGGAUGCUGUUGGCCAUAAUAAUGCUAUUCAUGAUUGCCAUUGGAUUCCUAGGCAAUGCCAUUGUCUGCCUGAUUGUCUACCAAAAACCAGCCAUGCGUUCAGCUAUCAACCUGCUUUUAGCGACUUUGGCUUUCUCUGACAUCAUGUUGUCUUUGUUCUGCAUGCCUUUUACUGCAGUUACGAUCAUUACAGUGAACUGGAACUUUGGGGCUCACUUCUGCCGAAUAUCAGCUAUGCUCUACUGGUUCUUCGUCUUGGAAGGUGUAUCUAUACUCUUGAUUAUUAGCGUGGACCGGUUCCUAAUCAUUGUCCAGCGCCAAGACAAACUGAACCCUCACCGUGCCAAAGUCAUGAUUGCCAUUUCUUGGGCCUUUUCUUUCUGCAUCUCUUUCCCUUCAGUGAUUGGGUGGACCUUUGUUGAAGUCCCAAGCCGGGCUCCCCAAUGCGUCCUGGGAUACACAGAAUUUCCUGCAGACAGAGCUUAUGCUGUGAUGUUAAUUGUGGCCAUCUUCUUCAUCCCUUUCAGCAUCAUGUUGUACUCUUACCUUUGCAUUCUGAACACUGUCCGUCGGAACACCGUACGGAUCCACAACCAUGCUGAGAGUGUCUGCUUGAGUCAGGUGAGCAAACUGGGUCUAGUAGGGCUGCAAAAGCCUCAUCAAGUGAAUGUUGACAUGAGCUUCAAGACCAGGGCCUUCACUACCAUCCUCAUCCUUUUUGUUGGUUUUUCCCUCUGCUGGCUCCCGAACACAAUAUUUAGUCUGAUGUCGGUGUUCAGCCGACAGUUCUACUACAGCCCUUCUUUUUAUGUCACCAGCACCUACGUCUUGUGGCUGAGUUACCUCAAGUCAGUAUUCAAUCCUGUCAUUUACUGUUGGAGAAUCAAGAAAUUCCGCGAGGCCUGUCUGGAAUUCAUGCCGAAAACAUUUAAGAUCUUUCCUAAAGUGCCUGGACGGACAAAGAGGAGAAUACGGCCAAGCACAAUAUACGUCUGUAGCGAGCACCAAUCUGCAGUUUAGAAUUAAACCACAAUCAAGGAGAAACCAAUAUAUUUGAAACCUGGAACAACGUGUUUCUUCAGUCACUGCUCUUGUAUCACUAUUCUGCCAUUUUGUUUUAUGUACUGACUGUAAGCAAAUUUGAAUUUUAUUCAUGUUACUAGUCAUAUUACAGCACUCGCUAGACUAGUCUCACCAUAAGAAUAGCAAACAGUGUGCUCUUACCAAAUAUACUGCCAAUAACAACACUGCCUUUAUCAUUUUAUUUUCUUCUAGU
Messenger RNA from Elgaria multicarinata webbii, 1701 nucleotides. RefSeq names its product G protein-coupled receptor 45 (gene GPR45). The record is from RefSeq and is a predicted model, not a curated record. The transcript is spliced from 2 exons. Gene Ontology annotation, cellular component: membrane. Gene Ontology annotation, molecular function: G protein-coupled receptor activity. Lineage: Eukaryota; Metazoa; Chordata; Lepidosauria; Squamata; Anguidae. Gene Ontology annotation, biological process: G protein-coupled receptor signaling pathway. The coding region runs from base 306 to 1445 and encodes 379 amino acids.